GCUUGGCCAUGGGGGUUCACCCCGGGCUCCGGCCACAGCUGCUAGCAAAGCAGCCGGAGUCCCCGGACUGCAACGGCCGGUCAGCUAUCGACGGCCCAACCUUCCUCAUCACCGUCGUGGUCGACGACGCUUUCCGCGCCAGGAGCGUCGUCCAAUGGCACGGCUUCUGUCAGGGGCCGCCGACUGGCACCUCACCGGCGGACGGUAUCGACGGCGUGACCUCCACGUACUACUACUAUGUGGCUGAUCGUUCAUGCUCUGGCCCUGGCCGAGACAGUGCUACCAUUUUCAGUGGCGCGCAAGGAGGCGAGGCCGGUCCCACCGCUGACGUCCACGCGUGCCUCGGCCGACGAGCGGACGCCUCCGCCAGACAUGGUAUCGCCGGUGUGCCGGAGAAAGACGAGGGACGGAUCAACGGCGGUUGCGCGUGCUGCAAACCAAAAUGUCCUGUGCAUUCUAUAGGGCAGGGGCCAAAUGCGUGCGCUGAAGCGCAACUCAUGGCCAACUGUCCUGUCAUUCACCUCGAUGAAGGAGGAGUGGUCGAGAAACUCCUCCGGUGGUCCGCCGCGGCAUUGGAGGCCACAGCCUUGUGGGUUGCUGCUAUAUGCGGGGGGCAAGGACAGUGAUGUCUAUGCGUUCCCUGAACUGUAACUCAUGGCCGAUAACCCUGUUAUCUACCUUAAUGUUCAACGCUCAGUCGAGUGGCUCUUCAGGUGAUCCGUACCCCGGUGGUCCUUGCAUUAAACGUCAAGUUUGGGGGUAAAGCAAAUUCGAGCUUCCCUCUGUUUGGCGUUAGUAUUAUUUUUGUGCACUACAGAUAAAAGGUUAUACAUUUACUUUGAUA
This is a messenger RNA of Hordeum vulgare subsp. vulgare (domesticated barley), 844 nucleotides long. RefSeq lists its product as uncharacterized. The record is from RefSeq and is a predicted model, not a curated record. Bases 9 to 626 code for a protein of 205 amino acids. NCBI's taxonomy places the organism in Eukaryota, Viridiplantae, Streptophyta, Magnoliopsida, Poales, Poaceae. The transcript is spliced from 2 exons.